UCGAAUGCGUGAAGAAGUGGAGUUGGAAAAAAGUGUGAGGCGACUGAGAGAGAAGUUUCAUGGACUUAUUGAAAUUGACAAGGCUGUAUUGCUUAUGCGACGCUAUGGAAACAACCAUCAUAUGGUUGCAAUGUGUGUCGCCCUGAUGGCAGAUAACGACAGGGAGCCCCAUGUACCUGGUACCGAAUGCGUUCACCCACACAGUAGACAGAAGAACAGGAAGCCACGUGUGGUUUACCUCAGCCCCGCUCACAUCAGCAGCGGAUCCACUGUCAACACCUGUCUAAGUCCGAGCAGUCUGAUAGAAAGCAUCAAUGAGCUCAUUGAAGAAGAGUCUGACAGACUCUGACAGCAGCACAAUCAGUUAAACCACUUACAUCACUUCAGCUGUUGCUUUGAAUGAAACAUCAUAUCACUUUUGAUGUAAUUUCAAAUAAUACACUCAAAGUAACCAAUGUAUUAAGGCGUAGGCAGCCUGAAUUAAAUAUGUAAUGCACUGCAGGCUAUAUGAACACAGUGCAACACACACCAAACACAGAAUGCAGAUAAGGAAUGAUUAACCCUUGAAUUAUGGAUCAAUUAAUACGCAUCCUGAGGUACUACUGCUGC
This is a messenger RNA of Sinocyclocheilus anshuiensis, 609 nucleotides long. Its product is annotated as repressor of yield of DENV protein homolog. Gene Ontology annotation, molecular function: sequence-specific mRNA binding; ribosome binding. The transcript is spliced from 3 exons. The coding region runs from base 5 to 349 and encodes 114 amino acids. Gene Ontology annotation, biological process: innate immune response; viral translational frameshifting. The record is from RefSeq and is a predicted model, not a curated record. Lineage: Eukaryota; Metazoa; Chordata; Actinopteri; Cypriniformes; Cyprinidae.